Molecule: messenger RNA, 959 nt
Organism: Oldenlandia corymbosa var. corymbosa
Lineage: Eukaryota; Viridiplantae; Streptophyta; Magnoliopsida; Gentianales; Rubiaceae
Source: the annotation of a GenBank genome assembly
AUCACCAACUUCUUCUCUGUUCUCUACUUUCUCUCAAGGCUACAUUCAAAUCAGAAAGUCCCUUCUUGUGAUUAAUCAAAGCCAGAAAAGAAACACAAAAUGGCCACCAAACUCUACAUUGUUUACUACAGCACCUACGGACAUGUUGAGAAGCUUGCCAAGGAGAUCAAGAAAGGAGCCGACACUGUUGAAGGUGUCGAAGCAACUCUGUGGCAGGUGCCAGAGACACUUUCUGAAGAAAUUCUGGGAAAAAUGCACGCUCCACCAAAGAGUGAUGUCCCCAUAAUCACUCCCCAUGAGCUUCCUGAAGCCGAUGGAUUCAUUUUCGGGUUCCCGACACGAUUCGGGAUGAUGGCUGCCCAAUUCAAAGCUUUCCUGGAUGCAACCGGUGGGCUGUGGGGAACCCAGAAGCUCGCCGGAAAGCCUGCCGGGCUCUUCUACUCGACUGGAACUCAAGGAGGUGGUCAGGAGACUACCCCAUUGACCGCAAUCACUCAGCUUACUCACCAUGGAAUGAUUUUCGUGCCAAUUGGGUACACCGCCGGAGCGGGCAUGUUUGACAUGAGCCAGGUGAAGGGUGGAAGCCCGUAUGGUGCCGGAACUUUUGCCGGCGGAGAUGGAUCCAGGCAGCCAACUGAGCUUGAGCUUGCCAUUGCUCACCACCAGGGAAAGUACAUUGCUGGCAUUACCAAGAAGCUCAAGGGAUCUGCUUGAUUGAAUCAAUCUUCUGUUUAUUGUAGUGAUUCCAUCCAAACUUCACCAUAGAAAUUAAGUUCGAUCACCAAUAAAGUUUACAAUGUUGUUUAGUUUUGAGGAUUUAUAGGGUUCUUCCUGUUGUUGGAUAUAUUUUCUCUGUUUCGGGUUAUCAAUGAAACUCAAAUCUCUGCUCUUAGUAUAACUAUGUGUUCCUGAUAAUUUUUCCUCCAAUCAUCCAAUCAUAAAACAGAACAUUUUGCAAU